This is a messenger RNA of Caretta caretta (loggerhead turtle), 606 nucleotides long. Its product is annotated as gallinacin-10-like. NCBI's taxonomy places the organism in Eukaryota, Metazoa, Chordata, Testudines, Cheloniidae. Gene Ontology annotation, molecular function: CCR6 chemokine receptor binding. Gene Ontology annotation, cellular component: extracellular region. The record is from RefSeq and is a predicted model, not a curated record. Gene Ontology annotation, biological process: innate immune response in mucosa; defense response to Gram-positive bacterium; defense response to Gram-negative bacterium.
UCUAAUGAAAUUUAGUCUCAAUUGGUCUUUGAGUCUCUUCUCUCCAGUGAAACUAAGAUCCCAGCCAAUCUUCAGACAUGAAGAUCCUUUACCUGCUCUUUGCUGUUCUGGUCUUCCUUUUCCAGGCUACUCCAGGUGUUGCUGAUAUGGGUCCUCCUCCUGCUGACACUCUGGCCUGUAGAGCCCAAGGAGGUUUCUGCCAUUUAAUAAACUGUCCCCCAGUCUUUUCUAUCUCAGGAACUUGCCACGGUGGACAACUGAAAUGCUGUACAAGGAUUCCAAGAGCAAAAGAAGAUCAUUUUGGGGGCCAAUAAAAGCAGUAACAGUCUUACUGCCAGGAGGAAAUGUUUUUGAUCAACUCAUCCUUGUUCUAAGCUCUCCUGCAAAUGAUCAUUAAAAUGUUGCCUAAAAAAUAUCCUGUUUAUACCCACUGUCUAGACAUCAAUCAAAGCCUUGGGGCUACUCCUGCUUGCAUGCAUCGUCCAACCUACCUCACAGGGAGGUUUUGAAUAUUAAUCAGCUUGUGUAGCACUUUGGAGAUGUGCAGUAUAACAUACACACUCACUAUUAUUUUAUUUGCAAAAAAUAAAGGAUUUAUUAACCCAC